AUGGAGGAAUGGGUCAAACCCUACAACGACGAAAGAAACCGUGGCCAUGCAACCCUACAGCGGCGACGUCGUUUGAUGCAACUCCCCUCGGUGGAACCCAAGGAAGCGCACCAUGACUCCUCCCCCCAGGAGGCGCCUCCCGACUAUAGCACUAUUUGCGGGCUAUCGGACGCCGACUGGACCAACGAAAUUCGGACGCUGACGGCCGCAUUCUAG
Aspergillus melleus is the source of this 216-nucleotide messenger RNA. RefSeq lists its product as uncharacterized. Bases 1 to 216 code for a protein of 71 amino acids. The record is from RefSeq and is a predicted model, not a curated record. The transcript has a single exon. Lineage: Eukaryota; Fungi; Ascomycota; Eurotiomycetes; Eurotiales; Aspergillaceae.